GAAAUUGCCCCCCCCCCCCCCACCCCGAGUAGAUAUUUAACCAGAUCAGUCUUGGACCCUGUUUGUGUCUUCGGUUUGAGGUCGUUCGCAGUCGUGUGUGGAGCGCGCGCGUGUGCGAUGGUUUGCGGGGAGCGGUGGUGUAGAGGUUAGCUGUUGGGGAGACAAAGGCGGUCGGGCGUGGCGCUGGCCAUCCACCCCCUCGUGUGCCGUGCCGGCCUUCAUAGGUGCUCGCUAACAGCACUUGCCCCUACAGUCUGUGAAGGCUAUACGGGGGGGGGGGGCACUUUUUUGUGUGAUGAUCUAAUGAAAAGUCGCGUUUGUGUGUGUUGUGUGUGUGUAUAUACUGCAGUGGUUAUUUAACAUUUUUAAGAACCCAUGUGCGUGUCGGACUGUACUUGAUGCUUAGUCGGCAUUGUUAAUUGAUAGGGGCGUCUCUGUCUCUCGCUUGCCCGCGUGGAGCGGUGGCGCAGCGGUUAGCGCGCUGCGCUACGAACCCGGCGACUCGAGUUGCGUUCCCUCUCACAGCCAGCGACAGCGAUCAUCUAAAACCGUUCCUGGGCCCUCCCCUAUGGCGACUCUGUCUCCAAUGAGUACCUGGUGCGGUGUGUAAACAUCGCCACUAGGGAGACAAAGGCGGCCGGGCGUGAUGCUGUGGCCAAUUGCCCCUUUGACGCACCGUGCCCGACCUUCCAUAGGCGCUGCUCGUUAACGGAACGUGUCCCAAAACGUUAUUUAAAGGCCGGUAGGUGUGAAUGUUUGUCUUUGACGUCAUGUAAGCCAUGCGUAAGUCGCCUGAAGCAGCAGUCGUGCGCGCGUGUUAAGUAACGUUUCUUGCGCAAGUGCUCCCUGCAACUCGUAAGACUUUCUUAUCAGUCCGUGUUUUAUUGGGAAAAAAAUGUACAUCUCGUAAAUAAUUAAACAUUUAUAGUUGUACUAUUAAACCUGCCAAGUAUUUAACCAUAUAUAUAUACACACACACACACGCAGCGGUCAAGUUGUAGCCAGGCCAUGUGGACAUUCUCGUGACUGGCAGGAACAGAAAUCUCGCAGGUUACAAAUCACACAUUUUUUUAUUUGCGUAAUUAUUGCCUUUUCGCCGGAACGUUUAAGAACAUUUAAGAAGACACCUCCCAAAGGUGGCGUAGAGAUUCUUGGCAAUGACCACGAACGAGGCCACUCGCGAGGUGGGCAAAGAGUUCACCGACGAUGCCAGCAGCCACGAGACAUCGGAGAGAGACACUCACUUGCCCGGACCGGUCGCGGACGAGAUCACCCCGGCCGGGCCCACGGAUGUCCAGCCAGAGACGGGACUCUCGCCACGCCGAUGGGUCCUGGUCCUGCUCUUCAGCAGCUACUCGCUGGCCAACGCCUUCCAGUGGAUCGAGUACGGAACCCUCAAUCACAUCUUCUCCAGCUACUACGACGUCUCCACGGGCUCCAUCGACUGGCUGUCCAUGGUCUACAUGGUGGUGUACAUUCCGCUCAUUUUCCCCGUCACGUGGCUACUCGACAGCAAGGGUCUGCGGGUCAUCGCCAUCGUCGGAUCGGCGCUCAACGCGUGCGGCUCGUGGCUGAAGCUGGCCAGCGUGAGGCCCGACCACCUGGGGUUUGGCAUCACCAUGUUGGCCCAGUCCAUCUGCGGGGUGGCACAGGUGUUCAUCCUGGGCAUGCCGUCACGACUCGCCUCCGUGUGGUUUGGCCCCAAGGAGGUCUCCACCGCCUGUUCCAUCGGUGUCUUCGGCAACCAGCUGGGAGUGGCGCUCGGCUUCGUGGUGCCUCCUCUGCUGGUGUCCAGCACGGGGGACACGGAGGCGCUGGGGAAGGGCAUCUCCAUCCUCUUCUACGGCACCGCCGCCAUCUCCACCGCGCUCUUCCUGCUCGUCCUCGUCGUGUUCCGCGAGGAGCCGGCGCUGCCCCCCAGCAACUCGCAAGCGACGCGGCGCGACUGCGAGGGCGAGGGCGAGGGCACCCCCUUCCACCACUCCAUCGUGCGCCUCCUCAAGGACCGUCCCUUCGUCCUGCUCGUCGUCACCUACGGCAUUAACACCGGUUGCUAUUACUCAGUGUCGACCCUACUCAACCAGAUGGUGGUCUACCACUACCCGGGCGAGGAGAUACACGCCGGCCGCAUCGGCCUCACCCUGGUGCUGGCCGGGAUGCUGGGCUCGCUGCUGUGUGGGAUUUGGCUGGAUUAUACCAAGACGUUCAAGCAGACAACGCUAGCCGUGUACGCGCUCUCCCUUGCGGGGAUGAUCAUCUUCACAUUCACGCUGAUGCUGGGGAAACUCUGGGUCGUCUAUCUCACCGCGGGGCUGCUUGGGUUUUUUAUGACGGGAUAUCUGCCGCUGGGAUUUGAGUUCGCGGCUGAGAUUACCUACCCCGAGUCGGAGGGCACGUCUUCGGGCCUGCUCAACGCCUUCGCCCAGGUUUGCGGAAUCGCCCUCACGUUGUCCCAGGGAAACAUCGUCACGAAUUUUGACCCCCGCGCUGGAAAUCUGCUGCUCUGCUCGGCACUGCUGCUUGGAACCAUCUUGACAGCACUCAUCAAGGCUGACCUGCGCAGGCUGGCGGCAAACAAGAUGGGCGUGGACAUGGAGAAACCGCAAAUAGUCAUAAAUGGGACUACUCCAGAAAAGAAGACAUUUGAAGUUCUCCAUCAGAGCGCCCUGUGAUCAACAGCGAACGCCAGACGGAUGUGGGGGUGGCUCUACGUGGAGUUUCUACAACGACGGUGCAAGCGUCGUCCUGUUUGCACCUCGGCUAAAGCACCAAAUCGUGUUUCGCUAUUUUUGUUCAAUCCACUACCUUUGACAAAAAAACAACAAACAAACAGACAACGAAUAAACACUGCCCUAAUAGGGGAAAAUAUAAGAGGCGACAUUGUUGUGGGCAAUGACCCUUCCUCACAGUGUGAUGUGCUGAAGAAGGUACAUUGCCCAAAACGUUGCCUGUUAUAUAUAUAUAUACACAGGGACUCUCCUUACAAACGAGUUCGAUUCCAGAGGUGUGUUCGCAAGUCGACUUGUUCACAAGUAACUUUAUUCCAAACAUGUUGCACGACCUGUACACUAAACACGGGGAAUGGCUUUAAAAGUUGUAUAAUCUCCUGUAGAUGUAGAUACCACUGGUUCUUCACGUUCUGCAGAUGUAGAUGCCACUGGUUCUUCACGUUCUGCAGGUGUAGAUGCCACUGGUUCUUCAUGUUCUGCAGAUGUAGAUGCCACUGGUUCUUCACGUUCUGCGGAUGUAGAUGCCACUGGUUCUUCACGUUCUGCAGGUGUAGAUGCCACUGGUUCUUCACGUUCUGCAAAUGUAGAUGCCACUGGUUCUUCACGUUCUGCAGGUGUAGAUGCCACUGGUUCUUCAUGUUCUGCAGUUGUAGAUGCCACUGGUUCUUCAUGUUCUGCAGAUGUAGAUGCCACUGGUUCUUCACCUUCUGCAGAUGUAGAUGCCACUGGUUCUUCACAUUCUGCAGAUGUAGAUAACACGUCAAACGCCAGGCAAUCCCGGUGUAGUUUGCUUAGCUUUUUAUCUUUAUAAUAGUAUCAAAAAGCAAUCUAAAUGACAAGCUGUAAUUUGACUAAAUAUGGUCGUCGUGUAAUUAACAGGGGCUUUAUUUAGAAAAUGGUUCUACUGGGGUACCCGCACACUCAUGAAUAUCCCGGUAUUUUAUUGUUGUAACUUUGUGACCCGCUCCUACUAGACAUGUGUGAAAAGAGCUUCAUAGUUCAUCGGAUUUCUCCAGAAAAAAUAAAAAAUAUGAUUCUGAUACUGCGAUGGCAGUGGCGCACAAGCACAAACAACAACGCAGAAUCAACAUAUUUGUCACUAAUUUCUACGUGCAAUAAAAAAGUGCCAUUACCAAAACGUCGCCUGUUAUGUGUAAUGCGAGCGUAAGCGGGGUUUCACUGCUCGGCUCUGGGCCAAUCAUACGGCCCAGGGUAUUUGGGGGCGGGGCCCAGUAUGGGGGCAUAUGUGAAGGUCCGCCGCUCACCUCCGGUCCAAUCGGAUGCGAGGUGAGCAGGGGCGGAACCUAAGGGCGGAGCCAGCAAGGCGCUAUGCGGAGGCCGGAUCUGGAAGGUUCGGUGAAGGGCGUGGUGAGAGGGAGGAGACAGGAUCACGUGGGGAAGGGGAUAUAGGUGGGAUCCCGGAAGGGCUCCGGGGAGUUGGUGGAGUCACGAAGCUGGACCACGUUGGGUGGCCGGAGGGGAUCUGCGCCAUCAGCCACGUGGCUGGAAGAGCUUCGAGCACACCGUCGGCCAGCGGUGUGUGCGGGAGCGGGGGAGCGGUGCGACUGACGGGAGAGCGCGUGCGGGGCGCGCGGGAGGAACAGCCGGUCCCGCUGUCGGGACCAGCGGAGUGCGAGCGUCAACGGGAAUAAAGAGAGACGGAGACCAAG
Molecule: messenger RNA, 4399 nt
Organism: Lethenteron reissneri (Far Eastern brook lamprey)
Lineage: Eukaryota; Metazoa; Chordata; Hyperoartia; Petromyzontiformes; Petromyzontidae
Product: heme transporter FLVCR1-like
Biological process (GO): heme export; transmembrane transport
Cellular component (GO): membrane
Molecular function (GO): heme binding; heme transmembrane transporter activity
Source: RefSeq, a predicted model, not a curated record